Messenger RNA from Suillus subaureus, 565 nucleotides. RefSeq lists its product as uncharacterized. The transcript has 2 exons. NCBI's taxonomy places the organism in Eukaryota, Fungi, Basidiomycota, Agaricomycetes, Boletales, Suillaceae. The record is from RefSeq and is a predicted model, not a curated record. Bases 257 to 517 code for a protein of 86 amino acids.
AAAGUUAGGUUCUGUCGCGGUCCUGAGUAAUAGAUAAGUACGGUAAGUACUCACACAAUGAUCAUGUUACCAGUCGGCGCUAGACUUUUCUUGAUCCGGGCCUACAAAGAAAACACACGCGAUUAUUCCGAAUAAAUACUGAGCGUUCUGCACUGCUCAUACGCUACAUCAUCAGGAGUUUGUAUUAUCAUCAACCUGCCAUACUGCUGUGGGCGAUGAGAGAAGUCCCAACGAUUUGAUUCGGUUUGCUGCAGCUAUGCAAUUAUACGGAUUUAUCGUGUCAUUGGUUCCAUGCGGUCUUUUGACGACGAGGGUGCCCAACAGAUCGUGUCUGCUUUUUACGGCAACCUGGUUGAUAUUCAGGGAUAUUGGACUGCAUGCGCGCUACGGUGACAUUGCACAAGGCUGUGAAAUCGUUGAGACAAGAUUCCGCUGGAACAGCGGAUUGAUUUUAUAUUCUAUAGGGAGGUUCACGCACAACUUGUUACAAAAUUUGCUACACGCACCUGUGCUUUGAUUACUUGCAAUUGAGCGACUUGUCAACAUUUUUGUGGUAGUCGAGAAG